UUAUUAAAUAUUAAUAUGUCAUAUAUUAUAAUCGUUACGUAUUAAUCUACGAUUACCUCCCCCUAAACCCCUUCUCCAAAGCUUGCUCCGUUUUUUCAGCGGUUGUCGUCAGUCGUUCAGUAGUAGUUAGUGCGCACACUUUUGUCUUUGGUGGUGGCGAAAACUGAUAACGCAUAAAUGCACAAUAGUCGUUUAUCGUUUUAUCUGAUUAAUCGCGCCGUGUCGCCCGAACCGGCUGUGAAAUAUUCGCCGUUCGUGUUUGUUUAGUACUUUACUACUUUGUGUCCGCAAUUCCGCAUUCACGUACGCGCGCUCACCACUGCCGCCCGUUCGCUCUUUCACACCAGCUGACCGUCGCGUCGUCGUCACCUACUGACCCACCGCCACAGCCGUCUUAUAUCGUUUGUCUACGGAGAUAAUAGCCAAACCUUUCGAUCGUUUUGAUUGUCUUCAAGCUAUCUGUCCGUCGUUCCAUUUAUUCAACCGCACACAAAACCAAUAAUGUCGGUUUCGGCCGUUAACAGGAUUGGCCUCAGGGCCAAGAUAUGGAAUUCACUGACAGGACGGGUUGGUCCCAAGACCUAUUUCACCUAUACGCCUCAAGUGUCGCAGGUGUUGGAUCGAGAACCGAAGUGGGUGUCUGCCGACGAAGCCGUCCAGUGUAUCAAGUCUGAUGAUACAGUUUUUGUGAGUGGUGCUGCUACUACACCAAUUGAAAUUCUCCGUAGUAUGACUGAUCAUGGAAAACAAAAGCAAUUAAAAAAUAUACGCGUAUGUAGCAUUCACACUGAAUUUGAGUCACCUUAUUCAUCUCCAGAAUGUGAAGGAAUAUUUCGACCAAUGGCUUUUUUUAUUAGUUCCAAUAUGAGGAAGUGUAUAAAUGAAGGUCGUGGUGAUGCUGUGCCAAUAUUUUUACAUGAUAUACCCUAUGUAUUUGAACGAAAUGUUAUACCAGUAGAUGUAUCAAUUAUUUCGGUAUCACCCCCUGAUCAUCAUGGUUUUUGCAGUCUUGGUACAAGUGUGGAUUGCAUUCGUUCAGCUUUAGGAAAAUCAAAAGUAAUUAUUGCACAAGUAAAUAAUUGUAUUCCACGCACUUUUGGUGAAGCUAUCAUUCAUCAAUCACAUAUUGAUUAUGCCGUCAGAUGUGAUCGUGAGUUACCAGCUCACGAACACAAAGAUCCAAAUCCUACCGAAACAGCUAUUGGCAAACAUAUUGCUGAUAAUCUUGUUGAAGAUGGUGCCACAUUACAAAUGGGUAUUGGUGCAAUUCCAGAUGCCACUCUCACCUGCCUUAAAGGUCAUAAGGAUUUAGGAAUCCAUUCAGAAAUGUUCAGUCUUGGAGUUAUUGAUCUAGUAAAGUCAGGAGUUAUAACCAAUCAUAAUAAAACAUUUGACAAAGGAUUGAUUGUAACAAGUUUCUUAAUGGGCAACAAGAAGUUGUAUGAUUUUGUUGAUAACAAUCCAUUAAUAUGUAUGAGGCAAGUGUCAUAUACCAAUAAUGUACAUAUAAUAUCUCAACAACCUAAAAUGACCGCAAUUAAUUCCUGUAUUGAAGUAGACUUGACUGGACAAAUUGUGUCUGGAUCUAUUGGAUAUAGAUUAUACUCGGGGUAUGGCGGUCAAGUAGAUUUCAUUAGAGGAGCCGCUGAAGGUUUCGACGGUAAGGGUAAGCCUAUUAUUGCCCUAGGUUCUGUGAAUCCAAAAACUAAAGACGCCAGAGGUUUACCCAGUAGUAAAAUUGUGCCAAAAAUUCAAGAAGGAGCUACGGUUGUUACUACUAGUGCACAUGCCCAUUAUAUUGUAACUGAGUUUGGUGUUGCCUCAUUAUUUGGAAAGAGUUUGAGACAACGAGCACAUGCCUUGAUAAAUAUAGCCCAUCCUGACCAUAGAGAAUGGUUAGAAAAAGAAGCAUUUAACCGUUUAAAAGUUAUGCCAAGUGCAUAAGUAUAAUAUGUAUUUAACAUUUCAAUGUAUUACUAUUUUUUGUUUAAUUAAUAAUCAUAUUAUCCGAAUAAUUCAUUAAUUACAUUGAUACAUGAUUUAUUCUUAUUUAUUUGCUUAAUACAUCUCAUAUCAAGUUUAAAUUGAUUGAUAAUACAUUGUAAUUCGUAAUUGGUUUAUUUUUUAAUUAUUUUUUUUACCAAAACACAUUUGUUAUUGAAUCAUUAAUAUAAUAUUCAUUUAAAAAUUAAUAUUGUCCAUAAAGAAAUUUAUGAAAUAAAAAUUGUUUUAUAAACAUGAUGUAUAUUUCUAUGUAGUAUGGAAAUAGUAUUGUGGAUCUCAAUAAUGUUAUUAAAAAAAAAUCUAAAAUUGUAUAAUUUUGUCUGUUUAUACAGAUCAUACCUAGUAUAUUGCUAUAAUCAAGGAGUAAAUUAUUCUAUUUUCAUAUAAACAAAUAUUUAUAGAUAUGUAAUAAAUUUAUUUUGACUAUUAUGUGUAAAGCAUUAAUUAAAGUUGUAAUGUUUACUAUUGUAUUAAAAAUAGCAUAAAUGAAAAGUAAGAUAGUUGUUUAUGUAUAACAUAUCUUUUGAAAUAAUAUAUUCAGUGCUUGUCAAAAAUUGAUUAUCAAGUAAUGAUUAUUAAAGUUAAUAAAGAUAAAGAUUCAAAUUUGUA
Messenger RNA from Rhopalosiphum padi (bird cherry-oat aphid), 2613 nucleotides. RefSeq names its product 4-hydroxybutyrate coenzyme A transferase. The record is from RefSeq and is a predicted model, not a curated record. Gene Ontology annotation, cellular component: mitochondrion. Gene Ontology annotation, biological process: acetate metabolic process. NCBI's taxonomy places the organism in Eukaryota, Metazoa, Arthropoda, Insecta, Hemiptera, Aphididae. The transcript has 8 exons. Gene Ontology annotation, molecular function: acetate CoA-transferase activity. The coding region runs from base 502 to 1944 and encodes 480 amino acids.